AAUCUUGCAGGAGAAGCUCUUGGAGCAAUAGGUUCACCAGAGGUCUUGGAUACACUAAAAGAGUACAGCCAGGAUCCUGUUGUUGAAGUUGCAGAAACAUGUCAGUUGGCUGUAAAGAGAAUUCAGUGGCUUUUGGAUUCAGCUCAGAAGGAAGGACAAAAUGAACACAGUAUGUACUGUUCAGUUGAUCCAGCACCCCCAGAUGUGACAGAAAAUGUGAAACUCUUGCGUAGAAAACUCCUUGAUGAAUCAUUACCUCUUUUUGAACGGUACAGAGCUCUGUUUUCUCUAAGAAACGUUGGAAGUAGAGAAGCAGUACUGAGUUUAGCAGAAGGCUUGAAAUGUAGCAGUGCAUUAUUUCGUCAUGAAAUAGCGUAUGUGUUGGGUCAAAUUCAAAGUAAUGCCUGUGUUAAACAAUUGACUGACUCCCUUAGUGACUUGAAAGAGAAUGAGAUGGUCAGACAUGAAUGUGCUGAAGCUCUUGGGUCUAUUGCACAUGAAGAAUGCAGGGAUAUCCUCAAAAAAUUCUUAAAAGAUGAAAAACGGGUAGUUUAUGAGAGCUGUGAAGUAGCCCUAGACAUGUGUAAUUAUGAGACUAGUGAUGAAUUUCAGUAUGCUGAUUAUCUGGUAAAAGUAAAAGAAUGUAAUUUGGAAAACCAGGAAGUAAAAAGUAAACAUGGACGACCCAAUUCAUAGAAUGCCUUGGAAUACUCAGAGGGUUGAUGUAAGAUCCAAAAAUAAAGGUUGAACUUAGUGAAUACUGACUGUGUAUUCUUGCUUGUUUUUAACUUGCUUUUAAUGAUAUAAUUAUACAUUUAAAAGAAAAAAAUGUUUAAAUGUAUUUAUGACAUAGACUUUUUAGGACGUCCACCAUAUUUUUAAUUUUUACUUUCCAUUAACCAUAUAAAACUGAUUAAGGUUAUUUACAUAUGUAAAAGUUAUCUUUUAUAGUUUUUCAACACUCCAAAAUGAUGUAGCUUAAAAAUUGUGUUUGUGUGAGAGUGGCAAAUAUCAUUUUGACAUUGAAAGUUUGGUGAGUAAAACUGUUUGAAAUUGUAUUGUUAUUUCAAUAAAAACAAAAGUAAUAAAGUA
Molecule: messenger RNA, 1092 nt
Organism: Limulus polyphemus (Atlantic horseshoe crab)
Lineage: Eukaryota; Metazoa; Arthropoda; Merostomata; Xiphosura; Limulidae
Product: deoxyhypusine hydroxylase-like
Exons: 3
Biological process (GO): peptidyl-hypusine biosynthetic process
Molecular function (GO): deoxyhypusine monooxygenase activity
Source: RefSeq, a predicted model, not a curated record